CAGUAUCACUUAUUCUUCUUCAUUUAACAUCACAUUCCUCAUAUCUCAAUGAAGUGGAGACUAUUGGAGCUACCUACUGAAUGUAAGUACUGAUACAAGUGUUGCCAGUAAUGCAGUAUCUACAUGUUAAAUUAGCAUUCGGUUUUGGUUGUGUUGCCCUUUUCUGUGUGUGGUUUAUUUUUGCCACUAAGACCAAUACUGAAAAAGUGAUUGGCAAAAGGCAUUUCAAGAUAUGACAAGGAAUGAACAUGGUGUAUCAGCAAUCAGCAUCCUGCCAUUUUGUUGUGUGUUGAAUUUGUAACCUUAGAGAGAUGGUGAUAAAAAUCAGCUUAUCAGGAUGCCAUGGCUAGACUUGGCACUAUUCUCAUUAACUCUAAGUUUACACGUUCAUAAUAAUUGCUAUUUCCCAUUAAAAAUCUUUUAUAUGUUAUUUUUUUUGUUUUAUUUGCUCGCCCCAUACAGUGCACUGCCAUUUUCAUUCUGUUUGAGGUUCGGUGAGGUUGAUUAUGCUUUCUUAAGCUGCUUAGUGAACACUGAUGAACUCCAGGUUUACAUCUAUUCGUGGCUCUUUAUAUCUAAAACUCUUUGCUUGCUUACAAUGUCAGGUCAGAGCUUUAUUACAAAUCAGAUUGCUUGCUUUUAUGCCUGGGUUUGCAGUGUUUCAAUAGGCUGUUUUUGCGCCCAGCUGUUGGCUCCAUGGUGUAAGGAAUAUGAAUUGUGUGUUUGUAUUGACGUGACCGAGCUGUUGUCGGACAUGUUGGACAGCAGGCGACUCGACGCUGAUCGUGGGCGCCGAAAUUCUAGAUUGCAACGAAGAGCUAGGGUUUCGGGAUUAAAGCUGUAAGAAUGUGAAUCGUGUGUUUGUAUUGACACUGAGAAGGGGCAUUUAUACCCACAAUUGUACAGGUUCAUGUAGGACAAGGAAACUUACGUCAAUAUGAAUAAAGAUUUAUCCCUAAUACAUGGAACUUACCCUCUACUAUCCAUUUAUGUCUAUGGAUGCCAUACAUAUGAUUUUUGAUAGGUUCAUUUGACUGAUUUU
Linum tenue is the source of this 1042-nucleotide messenger RNA. Lineage: Eukaryota; Viridiplantae; Streptophyta; Magnoliopsida; Malpighiales; Linaceae. The record is from the annotation of a GenBank genome assembly.